Sardina pilchardus (European sardine) is the source of this 1460-nucleotide messenger RNA. It is a transcript of the gene gpr185a, whose product is annotated as G protein-coupled receptor 185 a. Bases 73 to 1068 code for a protein of 331 amino acids. Gene Ontology annotation, biological process: adenylate cyclase-activating G protein-coupled receptor signaling pathway; regulation of metabolic process. Gene Ontology annotation, cellular component: cytoplasm; plasma membrane. Gene Ontology annotation, molecular function: G protein-coupled receptor activity. The transcript has 2 exons. The record is from RefSeq and is a predicted model, not a curated record. Lineage: Eukaryota; Metazoa; Chordata; Actinopteri; Clupeiformes; Clupeidae.
GGGGUUUCUUUGAAAGACCGUCAUUUCGCCACUUGAUGGGAGUGACAUGGAGACUCGCGCGGAAGCUCUGCAAUGAUUCACUCUCAUGCCGCAACAAUGAGUAACCAACUCUACAACACCUCUUCAUUGAUCUUCACUGUUGAAGAGAGUAGGAACGACUCUCCCACCCUCACGACUGAGCUGCAGCCGGUCGCUGUCAACCCGUGGGACGUUGUCGUGUGUGUGGCGGGGACGCUGGUGUCUUUCGAGAAUGCGGUAGUCAUCGCCUUAAUAGUUUACACACCCACGCUGCGAGCUCCUAUGUUCGUGCUCAUCGGCAGUCUGGCCUUCGCAGACCUGCUCGCCGGCUUGGGGCUCAUCCUGAAUUUCGUGGUCACCUACAUGCUGGACACGGGGCUGGUGACGCUUCUGUCCGCUGGACUGCUCAUCACCGCGUUCUCUGCCUCCGUGCUCAACAUCUUGGCCAUCACCGUGGACCGGUAUCUGUCGCUCUACAACGCGCUCACCUAUCACACCGAGCGCACGGUGACUUUCACCUACGUCACGCUGAUUCUCAUCUGGCUGACUAGCGCCGCUCUGGGUUCGCUGCCGAUCUUUGGAUGGAACUGCCUGGAGGACGAGGCGAAUUGCAGCAUCUGCCGGCCCAUCAACAAAAACAACGCCGCCGCGCUGGCGGUCUCUUUCCUUCUCGUCUUCGCGCUCAUCCUGCAACUGUACUUACAGAUCUGUAAGAUCGCGUUCCGGCACGCACAACAAAUCGCGGUGCAGCACUUUAUGACUACCUCUCACGCGUCCUCCACCACCAAAGGGGUGUCCACUCUCUCCAUCAUCCUCGGGACGUUUGCACUCUGUUGGAUCCCUUUCGCCAUGUACUCCCUGGUGGCAGACAGCAGGUACCCUGCCAUGUACGCGUAUCUCACCGCGCUCCCUGCCAUUUGCCACUCCUUCAUCAAUCCCAUUAUAUACGCAUUCAGAAACCCAGACAUCCAACGGUCUUUGAGACUCGCCUGUUGUGGAUGCCUGCCCCAUAGUUUCACCAUGCGCCCAAGGACACCAAGUGAUGUGUAGAUAUCUAGCCUGUUCUAAAAAAAAAGAAAACACACACACAUAUACCCUUCAAUGAUCCAUGUAUUGUAACUGGAAACGAGAAUGGAUAGAUCUGAUUAUGAUUCCAACUGCAUUUUAUGGUUAAUAUUUAAUGUAUUUAUGCACCAGAGCCACCUUUUAGUUUUGUACAUUUGCAUACUUUCCAUUGUGCACCAUACAGAAACUGGGAGUUUACUUAGGAAAUAUUACUUGAUUUUAAUGUGCGCUGUCUUCUCGGGGCCCAAGGUAGGCCCAAGGUUUGUGAUGAAUGUAACGUAGACCCACUUUGUUGGUGUAGUUGAUGGUCAGUACACAUAUCACUGUGAAUGGAACUGCACAUCAACUUGCUUUUCUCAUCACACAUAGAUAUUUGA